UGGUCACAACUGUUCGAAUAUUAGAUCAGGAAAGAAAACAUAAAAAGCAAAAUAGAACUGUCCAGAAAUGCGCAGUUGCCAAGAUGUUGGAGCGUCGUCAGAGAGAAGUUUUAUCAGAAAUAACGGUCGACUAUCAUGCCGUGCCACUGCAUAGCAAUGCAACGGAAGAAAAUAGUCAAAACUCAAACGUGACAACAACUUCUUGCUGCAGACAAGCCACAGCCACGCUCGCGGCAAGGGAGCAACGUGCCUUAUGCUGUGCCCACAGCUACAUCGUACCUGUUUUUAUUUUAUUUGUGCUUGUGUUAAUUGUGCUGUUGUUGCCUUGGGAAACGCUAAAUAGUCGCACAGAGCCAAACACCCCCGUGGACGCGCCGUUACCUUGUCAACUCCAAUUGGUCGAGACUAUACCUAUUGGUCUAAAUUACGCUGACGACAGUCCCAAAUUCUUAAGCACGUUUGAAGCGUGGCAGCUGCUGCUUAACAAGGCGAAAAGCAGCAUAGACAUUGCGGCGCCGUAUUGGACACUACGCGGCGUGGAUGUUAACGAUAGCAGCACCCAGCUGGGGGAGCAGCUCUUUCAGCGUCUGCUCUCUAAUGGUGAUGCAGGAAAGCCCAAACUGCGUAUACGUAUUGCGCUUAACAAAAGCCAAGAGAGUGCCUGGCAUGCAGAUGCCAAGAUUUUUGAUAACUACGGCGCCGCCCAGGUGGUGGCCGUCAAGCUGGCCGAUGGCGGUGCACUGCACAGCAAGCUGUGGAUUGUUGAUGAACAGAACUUUUACUUGGGGAGCGCAAACAUGGACUGGCGCUCCUUAACCCAGGUAAAAGAGAUGGGCGUGCUGGCUCAAAAUUGUCCAGAACUAACGCAUGACCUUGCCAAGAUUUUCAAGGCAUAUUGGCAGCUGGGUAGAGAUGGAUUAGCUGGUACAAUGCCCAACCAUUGGCCUUGGCUUUAUCAUUCGCAUUACAAUCUGCAGCGUCCCUUGCUCAUACGUGUCAAUAAGAGCUAUACAAUGCAGGCAUUUAUAUCCAGCGCACCACCGCCUCUUACCGCCGACGGACGCACCCAUGACUUGGACGCCAUAUUAAACUGCAUCGAUACGGCGCAGCAGUUCCUACAUAUUGCUGUAAUGGAUUAUUAUCCUUUGCUAAUGCAUGGACGCAAAGUGCAAUACUGGCCUCCUAUAGACAAUGCACUGCGCAAGGCGGCUGUGGAACGUGGCGUUUCUGUAAGGCUCUUGAUUUCGUGGUGGAAACAUUCCGAUCCGAAUGAGGAUAACUAUCUGCGCUCGUUGCAGGAUCUAAACUCAGUUAAUAAUCAAGUUGAUAUACAAGUUCGUCGUUUUAUUGUGCCUUCGGAUGAGCAGCAGCUGAAAAUACCGUUUGGGCGUGUCAAUCACAAUGCUUACAUGGUGACCGAGCGUACCGCCUACAUAGGCACCUCCAAUUGGUCUGGCGAGUACUUUACCCACACCGCAGGUAUUGGUCUGGUGCUAAGCGAUGUGGACUUUGAGAAUAAUACGCAACACACGCUGCGCUGGGAUGUAAAUAGCAUAUUCGAAAGAGAUUGGCACAGUCCAUAUGCAUUGCCGUUAAAACAUAAUUUGCAACUUUGAAUUAUCGCGCUUCGUGUUUUUC
Molecule: messenger RNA, 1638 nt
Organism: Drosophila busckii
Lineage: Eukaryota; Metazoa; Arthropoda; Insecta; Diptera; Drosophilidae
Product: phospholipase D3
Exons: 2
Coding region: 84-1616 (510 amino acids)
Molecular function (GO): catalytic activity
Source: RefSeq, a predicted model, not a curated record